Messenger RNA from Anneissia japonica, 4206 nucleotides. RefSeq lists its product as uncharacterized. The record is from RefSeq and is a predicted model, not a curated record. The transcript is spliced from 4 exons. The coding region runs from base 179 to 2959 and encodes 926 amino acids. Lineage: Eukaryota; Metazoa; Echinodermata; Crinoidea; Comatulida; Comatulidae.
ACGACACUGGCCUGAAAACACACUCCUUUGUUACGAUACGAAGCUAGAGAGGUGAAGAGGGCUCCGGGGAAUGGAGCCGAAAUAUCCUGACUAGUGCAGUGGACCACCUAAGCGACAUUAUACAAACCAAUUUAACAUUUGGAAGCAGAAUUCGACAGAAACAGCCUGGUAUAUUGAGAUGAUGAAUGCAAAAUCAGAACGUUAUCUACGUGGUUUCUACGCAUAUGAACGUAGUUAUAAUUUGCGUGUACUGGUGGACGAUAAGGAGAUUAAAUCAGCCUAUGAAGAAGCAAAGAUUAAAGGGAGACUUCCUUUUAACAGGUCUAAAAUCCUCAUUUUAGGAGAUCACGGUGCAGGAAAGACAUCCACAUGCAGACGACUGCAAGGAAGAGAUUUUCGAAAGGAUGAAUCUAGCACCGUAGGAAUCGAAACAAAUACUGUCAAAGCAAAAGUUAGUGAUGUGAAUAGUAGGUGGUGCGAAGUAUCAAACACACCACUAGAAGAUUAUGAAAGCUCAGCAGCAUGGUGGGCAGUAUCAUACGUGCACAAGACAAACGAGAAACGUUGGACCAUUGUUGAAGAUGUAAUUUAUCAGGGAUUCCUGCUUUUACCAAUCUUCUUUAUUUUUCUAUUCAGAGGUCUGACCUUUGGCUUUGGGUUAGUUGCAUGGUUCUACAUCAUUAGUUUGACGUUUGUAUCUGACGUUCACACUGCGUACCGUCUUGGUUCCGGAUACGCUAUAGGAUCUGUGAUUAUUGAUGGCGCUACGUACUUAACCGAUUUUGACCAAGAUUUACAAGAUAUGAAACUGGAUGAAUUGAUCAAUAUUAUUAUGAAAAUAAUAUUGUAUGCAGUCUUAAGCAUUAUAACUGGUUUUAUGAUUAGCAGUGGUGGCCGGACCGGUGUAUGCGUAGCACUUUGCUUUAUGGUUCAUCCACAAGAAGAAUUACCGCAUACAAAUAUAACUGAGCGGUUAAAUAAUAUAGUACAGAACUCAUCUUUAGAAUUGUUGCUUUCCAUGAUAGCAUGUUUCGUUGUUAUGAUAUUCAGGUGUGUUCACGUUAAAUAUUUGCAGUUGAGCUGGAUGAAACGUGUAUUUGUAACAUUCAUUGUUAUUUUCAAAGUAGUUAUUGGAAUUCUAUACAUGGAAGGGUAUUCCCUAAGGUUAUUCGUUUAUUUUAUUACCGUAGUGAAUAGCAUAUUGGUGUGUGGAGGUGCUUUAAUUGGUAGGUUAUCUUCUACAUAUGGGUACGUACCUGAAAGCUAUAUUAUCAAGAAAACAAUAAGUUUUAUUUUUGGAAUAUGCAUGGCAAGAUUUCUAGGAUGGGAAUUCGUAGACUUGGGAGUUCUAUAUUUAGCCGACCAUCAACAGACAUCGAUCCAACGUCAUUUGCUAUCUUCAUUCCUAUUUAUCGUUCCAUUAAUAUUAUUCAUUGUUUAUGAAUGUUUAGCGUACCUGAAAGUCAGGAAUACAUUUUCUGUACCGCUAAAGCAUAUAGUCCAAUCUAUGAAGGCAAACAUCCGUAAAGAAUCAUAUUUGGAUGCUAGACUCAGCUUAUGGGACUUUGCAGGACAAGAAAUGUACUAUAAUACACAUCAUCUGUUCAUGCCAAUGCAGGGUGCAUAUCUGAUUGUUUUUAAUGCCAUUGAAGCUGUUAUAAAUCCUGCAAAACAACUCAAACGACUGCAUUUCUGGUUGCAAUCAGUUGCUAUGCAUGCAGAAGUUAAGAAUGUAGUAGUCUUGCUUAUAGGAACAAGAAGAGAAAGUGUUCGUGACAUGAAUGCUCUAUCAGAUUUCUCAAUAUUAGCAAAAGCACAUCUUUACAGACGUUUUUCUAAGUUGAUCACGUUUCAUCCACUUGGAGGUAUUAAAGAAAUUAACACGAUACGAGAAGUAAUCUACAAUGAAAUUACCAAUAUGACGUAUUUUCAGGAUUAUUUUUCAGUAAAAUAUCUUUUAUUCAAUGAAACAUUGAAUAGAUUUCGCCAACAAAACACUUUUAUCACGAAGCUGGAUAUCAUUUUUGAGGAAGCAAAAUCUACAUGUAACAUCAUGACAGAGGAUGAGUUGCGUCAAUUUUUAAACUUUUUCGACAGAUCUGGUGAUAUCAUAUACAAAAAAGAAGAUGAAAUGCUCCAAGACUACGUCAUAUGUGACCCUCAGAGGCUGGUUGAUAUUUUGCAAUACUUGGUGAAUGUACCUGAACCUCAGAGGAGAAAUCGGGCAGUAGCUGACUACUGGCAGAGACUGCAAGACACAGGAAUCGUUGACAGCAGAUUACUCGAGCAUAUCUGUCGCGAGCAGGGAAUUUGGAGACUAUACCCUUAUGUUAUUCGUUUCUUAGUGGGAACGCAUCUACUUUUUCCUAUUUGUGUUACAGAUGAAGUCGACCAAGUCGGCAUAUUUUGUCUUUCGUGUCGACUGCCAAAGAUCACACUGAUGUCAACUAUCUGGAACAGUAAGGACAAGUCCCAAGAUAUCUUUUAUUUUGACUUUGGGGAAAUUCUUACCGAAUUGAUAUUUCUACGUCUUAUCGCUAAAUGUUGUGAAGAGUUUAAUUGGGAUAAAAUAUACUGCAAUGCAGCACGAUUCCGGACCAGUAAAUUAUGUUUAUUUGUUAUCAACACGCAAGUAAUAUUUGGAGCCUCGGAUUCAUACGGAAGAAAUCUUAUAAAGGUGUCUAUACUUAAUGAAGACGAAGCUCAGGUAAUAACUGUUCUACAAAAAAUGAUUACUUUUACUGAAGAGAUAAUCAAUCGGGAUUUCAAUCCUACGUACUUUAAGGAUAAUUAUAUUUUUGGGCCUGUAUGUCAAAGAUGUAGUUCCCUAGAAGGUACGCUGUGUUUGGUGAACCUCACAACGCACGGUAACGACGUCAGUAUGUUUCAUUGCUACAGACCAGAUCAUUACCACAGAGUUUCAUUUGAGCCAAAGUUCAAUUUAACUUGUAGCCGUUAGAUAAGGAAGCAAUCAAACGGCUGGAAAUGUUACAGAGAAACUGCUAGAUUUGUGUUUGCCAACUAUAAAAGAGAAAAUCCCUUUCCUCUUUAAUUCAACAAAUUAACUGGGAUCUUAACUCCACACACGUCGUUUAAUCCAGCAAGCAACCACGCGAUGUAUAAAUUUCAUUAUAAUCUGGUUAACAUCUCUCCACCAUCAUGCAUCCAGGGCAGGGAGCAACAUAGCCUACUGUACAUUUCAUCAACAACAAAUCAUCCAAUUAAAUACAUAAAUCUCAGUAUACAAACUGCAACAUGUCUACAAGUUUGCCCUUUAUCCAAGAGCACCGGCCAUAUGGAACCGACUACUUCCGAAAGCUGUCUUUUAUAUUACCACAUCAGUACCACACUUCACGAGUUUUGCUGCUCCAGCUAUCAGAGGUAUGACUCCUCUGUAUGGCAGUCAGUCCUGUAAACAAGUAACUUGAUGCUGUAUAUAGUACACCCUAAGUUUGAUUGAAUUUCAUUUUCAAGAACUUUAUUAAUUUUGUCUGACUGGCUACAGACAUCACACUAUCACAAUCAUCCCAGUUUAGCUGAUUUAAGUUGUUUAGGGAUUACCACACCAAGAACCAAGCAAGUCUCAGCUAAUGUAUGUAAAGGUCACAAAAACAAUGUAAAUUUUCUCAUUAACAUUCAGUACCAGGAAUUCGAAAAAUAGGGGGCCCAUGGAGGCACUUUGACAGAUAGUGGAUCACCUCAGCUCCACCAUGGUUGGGGUUAAGGUAAGAACAUAAUAUGAUUAUGGCACCCCUCAUGGCCGGAAUGACAAUCUCUGACAAAUAUUUGAAUAUAAUUUUUUGUUUUAUUUCUCUAAUUUUUUUUACAAUUUUUAAAUAGGAAGCACGGGCCCCUCCCCUUAAAAUCUCCCACUGAGAUUGGAAGUGAAAUGUUUAUCUUUUAACUUGAACUGAAAAAAAAUCACCACAUACUACUAUCAACGUUUACACUUAGAACAUGCGCCAGGUGUUAAUUCCUCCUUUAGUCUGACGUCUGGUGUCACAGGGACUUCCUCCCCCCUGUUCCUCUGUCCGUAAUGUGUUUAGUAAAUUCGGGGGACUCUCUGGGUCAAAAUGCUUUAAACAGUAAUGGCCAAAAUCUUUCUAAAUCGGUCUUUGAGAUUUUUUCCCAACGUCAGGUGUGUAUUAUUGUUAAAAAUAAUAUUAUUAUUACUACUGUUAUUGAUAUUGUUAUUGUUUUGGGGAC